Molecule: messenger RNA, 1071 nt
Organism: Talaromyces marneffei
Lineage: Eukaryota; Fungi; Ascomycota; Eurotiomycetes; Eurotiales; Trichocomaceae
Exons: 1
Coding region: 1-1071 (356 amino acids)
Source: RefSeq, a predicted model, not a curated record
AUGGAUGACUCUCGUUACAAGCUCGUCGACAGCCUCUACGGGCCUGGCACGGUGGGGGCCUGGCUGUUGACUCUCUGUGCGGUUUCUAUCAGUUGGACUUUCAACAAAUCGUCUCGACACAAAGACACUAUUUCCGUCGACUUCGUUGCGGCGCUGUUGCUACCACUGAUCGCCGCUGGUCACCUUGUCUUUCUACUCAUACGGCUGCCAGUCUCCCUCGCCGAGAUAAUAACUGCCCGUGCCGUUGAGUUGCAACAGUAUGAAUCCGCAAUAGAAGCACCAUUGAAUAUAUGCGAGACUUUCUCUGUGGUCGCCCUGUUCUGGGCUAUAUUGUGUGGACCAUGGUGGCAUAACAUAAUGAAAUUGAAACGCCUAGGCCUGGUUGUUAUAACAGGGUUAUUCAGCUGGGCCAUGGAAAAUGUGAUGUUUGCGAUGGCGACUAUGAAGGGCAUUAAUGCCAGGGAAACAACAUUGAGUCGACCUUAUCUAUUUCUCGUGACUACCAUUGUCGCCAGCACUUGGGCUUGUUUGGUAAUAUGUGUUUUGGUGGGCAGUUUGACCUGGGUCAUUAGUUCUAUAAAUGCGCGGAGAGCUCAGAAUAAGGAUGGACGCCAGGAUACUGCCGACGAAAAACGCACAGAGUGGAUUAUGAGUAUUGCUCACUUGAAAGCUUCCAAGAAGGAGUCAAAUAAUCUCACCCAAGAGGCCAUAGAUCACAUGAAUGCACAACUAGAACGCGCGACGCAGACUUCCGACCGACAUUCUGAGAUACGAUUUCGGAGUCUUGAGAUGAUGACGUUUGUUGGUCUGUUCUUCGCACCGUUGUCGGCAAUCUUGUCUUUAAUAUCCACUUUUGACUCAUUUUCUGCAAUGAGAAAGAAUUCAUCGGCUCUCUAUUCUGGCCGAUUCCUUCUAAUACCGCAGUCGGACGUGUCGAUGAGCAAUCUUGAUCAGAUUGCAGCUUUAGUUGGAGGUGUUAUUGUUCUGUUGGCCGCGAUCCGAAGUGCUUAUCAUUCAAAGGAAGACAACAAAAGUGCAUCGCCAAGUAUAACAAGACGGCAAUCUAUAUAG